AUGCUCGCUGUUUCUGUUACUAUACUAGGAACCUGUUUGUUCCUACAGAAAUUCAAGAAGCUAAGAGCAACUGCUAAUCAGCUGCCACCAGGACCGCGUGGCCUUCCGAUAGUGGGCUACCUCCCAUUUUUAGGGCGAAAUCUUCACCAAUUGUUCAUGGAAUUGGCACUAACUUACGGUCCAAUCUAUAAGCUGUCAAUUGGACGGAAGUUAUGUGUCAUAAUAAGCUCUCCAACAUUGGUGAAAGAGGUCGUACGUGACCAAGACAUAAUAUUUGCCAAUCGGAAUCCAACUAUUGCAGCAAAAACUUUCUCAUAUGGUGGAAAGGAUAUUGCAUUUCAACCAUAUGGUCCCGAGUGGCGCAUGCUCCGAAAAAUAUUCGUGCGGGAGAUGCAAAGCAAUGCAAAUCUUGACGCGUUUUAUUCUCUGAGGAGAAAUAAGGUCAAGAAGAGUGUUAACGACGUCUUCAGAAAAAUUGGCGAACCUAUUAAUAUUGGAGAAUUGGCAUUUUCAACUGUGAUCAAUAUGAUAUCAGGUAUGUUUUGGGGUGGUACGUUAGAAGGAGACACAGAUAUUGAUAUUGGGACCAAGUUUCGAUCGGCAGCCUCAGAACUUGUUGAGAUAUUGGGAAAACCAAAUGCCUCAGACUUCUUUCCAGUCCUUGCAAGAUUUGAUGUACAAGGAAUAGAGGGGGAAAUGAAGAAGGCAACACAAAAGAUCGAGAACAUUUAUGAUUUUGUCAUAGAUGAAUGGAUUAAAAUGGACAUCUCAAGAGUUGAAGGUGAAAAAAAUAAUCAAAGAAAGGACUUCAUGCAUUUCCUAUUGGGGUUUAAAGAACAAGACAGUGGCAGAUCAAUUUCACGAGAACAAAUUAAGGCUAUGCUUAUGGACAUCGUGGUCGGCGGCACCGACACAACCUCGACUACAGUCGAAUGGGCAAUGGCAGAAAUGAUGCUCCACCCUGAAGUGAUGAAAACUGCCCAGAAAGAAUUAACAGAAGCGGUGGGCAUCAAUGAAAUUGUUGAAGAAUGCCACAUUGAAAAGUUACAAUUCUUGCUUGCAGUUGUGAAGGAGACUUUAAGAUUGCACCCAGUAGCCCCACUGUUAUUACCCCGUUCCCCAUCUAAGACUUGCUAUGUUGGGGGAUACACAAUACCAAAGAGUUCGAAAGUUUUCUUGAACGUUUGGGCUAUACAUAGAGAUCCUAAAUUUUGGGACAGUCCGUCAGAAUUUCAACCAGAAAGAUUUUUGAGUGAUAUUAAUAAUAAAUUGGAUUAUUCUGGGAACAAUUUGCAAUAUCUUCCAUUUGGAUCCGGUAGAAGAAUUUGUGCGGGGCUGGCUUUGGGCGAAAGGAUGCUCAUGUAUUGUUUGGCCACUUUCUUACAUAUGUUCAAGUGGGACUUACCAAAUGGCGUCAAGGCUGAUACAUCAGAGAAGUUUGGGGUUGUCUUGGAGAAAUCAACUCCUCUAAUUGUCAUUCCAACACCCAGAUUGUCCAACUUAGACCUCUACGCAUAA
Molecule: messenger RNA, 1518 nt
Organism: Dovyalis caffra
Lineage: Eukaryota; Viridiplantae; Streptophyta; Magnoliopsida; Malpighiales; Salicaceae
Source: the annotation of a GenBank genome assembly